AUGGCACCUCAGGAAACGCCCUUGAAAAUCAGGUUCGUCACGGAAGGGCCACAGAAACAGAGCCUUCGCGAGAAAGAACUUGAUGUAUCGGAACGAAAGGCACAUUCCGCUCGCAUUGCCCACGAACGUGCGAGAGCGAAACGCGAUCGUGAGGCGGCUUCCAAGAAAGCACUCAAUGCUGAUUCAGAGCCAUCGACUUCAACCGCACAACCUGCCCCGAAACGGAAAGGCAUUAAGCACGUGAAACAACGACAUGGCACAAGGAAUGUCUUUUUCGACAAGCCCGUGGUCAAGAAGGUGUCCGUAGAGCAUUCUGUUCGCCCGCCGUCACCCAAGCUCCCGCCGCCCAUCAAGGGCGACUCGGAUCCAUUUGGCGUCCUGGCGAUUCCCGUCACCCCGCAGGUCAAACAGGUCCUGCAGUUUAUGAAGGAUGGCGUCUAUCCUGGGCUUUACUUUAACUCCUUCUUCAAGCGCAUGUAUGGGGAUAUCAAGGUCAAAGAUCUCGAAACCAGCACUUGGCUUCCUGCACAGACUGCAUUGGCCGGAUGGAAAUAUGCCUUGGCCAGUCUCCAAGACGAAGGCAUUGCCCUCGCCUGCGUCGGAGGAUACCUUCACAAUAUGUCCAUGCUCAUGCUUGACUCUUCCAAGUCCAAGGCCACCAACCUUGGCCUCAGCAUGAUGACCAAGAGUUCGGUCCUGUUGAGACGAUCUUUGCACAAGUCGAUGCAGAAGAACUCUUCCAUGGGCACCACCCUCAUCAACCAUGUUUACUGGCUGUUUCGUGCAGCAAUAUUUUCCGGGGAUGAAGAGUCUAUCAUUGCUCACGGCCGAAUGCUCAACCUAUGCCUGAUGAAAGGGUUGGUCGAAGGAACGGCCGAUAUACAAAUGCUCAUACAAUCUGGCGUCGAUGAUGUUGAUAUCUGUUCCAGACUGAUGCGCCGCCCCUUUAUCCAUCCUGACGCAUAUGCAGCGACUUGUGCCGGUCUGUGGGCGCUGGCUGAAGCGAACUUGCCCAAAAUGACGAUCGAGAUCAACAUGGAAUUGCAUAGCAAUGUACAAUGUCCCGAGGUGCAACAGGCCUUUCUCAUCUGUCGUUCUUUGGCCGGCUAUGCAGAGCAGCAGAUCACUGAUGAAGAGUGGGGAUCGCCCACGCAGAAGCAGCUCUCAUUUGCUUGGUUUGUAACCAAAAGUGACUGGGGGAUGAGACAGGCACUGUCUGCCAGUCUGGAUCUGAGGGAUGACAAGUAUUCAAGCCAAGUAUGGUCUGAAGGAGUCCGGCUGACCCAGGCUUCUCUUGGGCUUGCGGUCUUGUACUAUGGGCGACUUUUGGGUCAUGAUGCCGUCAUCAACGGGGUGGACAUUCGUGACAUCUCCGCAACCAUCAUGGCACAUCUGCAGGUGAUCAUGACGCAGGUUCUGGCCAAGUGUAGUGACGAGGAAUUGGAGGCAUACGUCGACGCGCACACAUGGAUCCUCUUUGUUGGGGCUUUCAUUGAGCAGCGCAACAAGAAGAAGAAUUCAGGGCGGAGUCAGGUCAGAUGGUUUCAGCACCGGCUCGCAGAACACGCAGUCAGACACAAGAGGGAAUCUUGGUUGUUGGAGAAAAGUACUUUUGAAUCUUUCCAUUACUUCGACUUCAUCGAACCGAAUGGAGCACAAUGGUACGAAGAGGUGAUUGCUGAACUGGCACCACCAAAAGCACAGGACUAA
This is a messenger RNA of Exophiala mesophila, 1710 nucleotides long. RefSeq lists its product as uncharacterized. The record is from RefSeq and is a predicted model, not a curated record. The transcript has a single exon. Bases 1 to 1710 code for a protein of 569 amino acids. NCBI's taxonomy places the organism in Eukaryota, Fungi, Ascomycota, Eurotiomycetes, Chaetothyriales, Herpotrichiellaceae.